Molecule: messenger RNA, 1885 nt
Organism: Osmia bicornis bicornis
Lineage: Eukaryota; Metazoa; Arthropoda; Insecta; Hymenoptera; Megachilidae
Gene: Cdc37
Product: hsp90 co-chaperone Cdc37
Exons: 5
Coding region: 293-1408 (371 amino acids)
Biological process (GO): protein stabilization; protein folding
Cellular component (GO): cytoplasm
Molecular function (GO): heat shock protein binding; protein-folding chaperone binding; protein kinase binding
Source: RefSeq, a predicted model, not a curated record
CGGAAUUCGGAGUUCGGCAUCGACGCUCGCAUCACCAUAAUUCUUUUUCAUUCAACUAAGUUGAGAUUUUGGAAAGUUGAGCAACACUGAUGUGAUACAUCGAAUCUUUUCUCGCGUGUAUACAAAUCCUACGUUCACGUCAGUGCAGUUGACAAUUAAACUUUGGUAAGCGUGGGUGUCGCAUUUUCGCAUUUAUAGGAGCAAAGAGAUACUUUAUAUACAAUUUAUAUUUACCAAAUAAUCAGUCGCAUAAAAAUACAUUAAAUAAAAGUUACAUCUAACUCAUCAAACAAUGGUGGAUUACAGCAAAUGGAAAGAUAUUGAGAUUUCAGAUGAUGAGGAUGAUACUCAUCCAAACAUUGAUACACCAUCACUAUUUAGAUGGCGUCAUCAGGCAAGAAUUGAAAGAAUGGAAGAACGAAGACGUGAGCAACAAGAACAUGAAAGAAAAAAAGCAGAGACAAUAAAAAAGUUAAAAGAUACAAAGGAAAAGCUUGCAAAAUUAGAAAGUGAACAGAAAGAUUCAGCUGAUUUAACUGCAUUGAAAAAAGUUCUGCAAGAUCUUGAAGAAGAACAGAAAAAGAUAUUAGCAAAAGAAGAAGAAAUAAAGAAAAAAGAAAAGUUAACACCUUGGAAUGUUGAUACCAUUGGGCAAGAUGGUUUUACAAAAACUGUAAUUAACACAAGGCCACCUCGUAAAGAAGAUGACACUGGUUUGACAGAUGAAGAGAAAGAAAGAAGAAUGAAACAGUUUGUUAAAGAAAAUGAAAAGAAAUUAAAAGAGUUUGGAAUGCUAAGAAAGUAUGAUGAUAGUAAGAUAUUUUUGACUGAAAAUCCUCAGUUAGUAUGUGAAAAUACUGCAAACUAUUUGGUGAUUUGGUGUAUUAAUUUGGAAAUGGAGGAAAAACAUGAUUUAAUGGAGCAUGUUGCCCAUCAAUGUAUAUGUAUGCAAUAUAUUUUAGAAUUAUCAAAACAACUUGAUGUCGAUCCAAGGGCAUGUGUUCGUUCAUUCUUCAGUCGUAUUCAAACUGCUGAAAUAGAAUAUAAAAAUUCCUUUGAUGAUGAACUUAGAGCAUUUAAGGAAAGAAUAUGUAAAAGAGCUGCAGAAAAAGUAGCAGAUGCUCUUAAAGAAGCUGAAGAAGAAGAAAGGAAAGCACGUCUUGGCCCUGGUGGCCUUGAUCCCCUUGAAGUGUUUGAAAGUCUUCCAGAGUCUCUGAAAAAAUGUUUCGAAACGCAAGAUAUUCCUUUAUUACAUGAAACAAUAGCAGCAAUGCCGCGAGAAGAAGCAUCCUAUCACAUGAAACGAUGUGUUGAUAGUGGUCUCUGGGUACCUGAUGCAAAAGCCAAGGAAAAGAAGGAUGAAGAAGAAUCUUUAGAAGAUGUAGAAGGAACACCUGAUCCCGAAUAACCUAAAACUGUAAAAUACUUAUGUUGAUGUUCAUGACUCAUUUAUGCGAGUAUCCUUUAAUAUCACAAAUAUGUUAAAAUAAAAUUGUGGUUGGGCAAUGAAUAUAAAAUUCUUACCUCUGAUAAAUUUUUUUAUUGUAAUAAUACUAUAUUAUCGUAUUAUGCUUUGAGUUACUUCAAGACUGAAUUAUUGCAUAAUUCCGAGUUUUUUAUGGAAUUGUUAAUUAAAUCGGAACGAUUGUUAAAAUGUGAUACAUUUUACUUGAUUUGUUGGAUUAGAAUAUUUUGAAUUUUCACAAUGAAUAGGAAUAUUCACAAAUAUUAAUAUCUGUAUGUAUGUAUGAAGUAAUACGUAUAAAACAUUUGUAAAUAUAUAAAUUCAAUCUAUUGUGUAUGUGUUCCAUAAACACUAUAUCUUAUCUUUCGUUAUUACAUAUGUACAUUACAAAAUGUAAAUAAAAAACUUGUAUUCAAUCCA